AUGGCCGAGAACUUGCUGGACGGACCGCCCAACCCGAAACGAGCCAAACUCAGCUCGCCCGGCUUCUCGGCGAAUGACAGCACAGAUUUUGGAUCCUUGUUUGACUUGGAAAAUGAUCUUCCUGAUGAACUGAUCCCCAAUGGAGGAGAAUUAGGCCUUUUAAACAGUGGGAACAUUGUUCCAGAUGCUGCUUCCAAACACAAACAACUGUCGAAGCUUCUGCGAGGAGGCAGCAGCUCCAGCAUCAACCCAGGAUUAGGAAAUGUGAGUGCCAGCAGCCCUGUGCAGCAAGGCCUCGGGAGCCAGGCCCAGGGGCAGCCCAACAAUGCGGGCAUAGCCAGUCUGGGUGCCAUGGGCAAGAGCCCUCUGAAUCCGGGAGACUCUUCCACUACGAGCCUGCCCAAGCAGGUGGCCAGCACCUCUGGACCCACCCCGCCUGCUUCACAAGCACUGAACCCACAAGCACAAAAACAAGUGGGGCUGGUGACCAGCAGCCCUGCCACGUCACAGACGGGACCUGGCCUCUGCAUGAAUGCGAACUUCAACCAGCCCCACCAAGGCCUCCUCAACAGUAACUCAGGCCACAGCCUCAUGAACCAGGCCCAGCAAGGGCAGGCACAGGUCAUGAAUGGAUCCCUGGGGGCUGCAGGCAGAGGAAGGGGUGCUGGCAUGCCAUAUCCCACCCCAGCCAUGCAGGGAGCCUCAGGCAGUGUGCUCGCUGAGACCCUCACACAGGUAUCACCCCAAAUGGCCAGCCACGCAGGACUCACUACAGCUCAGACUGGAGGCAUGACCAAGAUGGGAAUGGCUGGUAAUACAAGUCCCUUUGGACAACCCUUUAGUCAAACAGGAGGGCAACAGAUGGGUACCACUGGUGUAAACCCCCAGCUGUCCACCAAGCAGAGCAUGGUCAACAGUCUGCCUCCCUUCCCCACAGACAUCAAGAAUGCUUCCGUCACCAAUGUGCCAAACAUGUCUCAGAUGCAGGCAUCAGUGGGAAUUAUACCAACACAAGCAAUUGCAACUGGCCCCACUGCUGACCCAGAGAAACGCAAACUGAUCCAGCAACAACUGGUCCUCCUGCUCCACGCCCACAAGUGUCAGCGGCGAGAGCGAGCCAACGGUGAGGUCCGGGCCUGCUCGCUUCCGCACUGCCGGACCAUGAAAAAUGUUCUCAACCACAUGACACAUUGCCAGGCUGGGAAAGCCUGUCAAGUUGCCCAUUGUGCAUCUUCACGACAAAUCAUCUCUCAUUGGAAGAACUGCACACGACAUGACUGUCCUGUUUGCCUCCCUUUGAAAAAUGCCAGUGACAAGCGAAACCAACAAACUAUCCUGGGAUCUCCAGCUAGUGGAAUUCAGAAUACAAUUGGUUCUGUGGGUACAGGCCAGCAGAAUGCCACUUCUUUAAGUAACCCCAAUCCCAUAGACCCCAGUUCCAUGCAACGAGCAUAUGCUGCGCUUGGCUUGCCCUACAUUAACCAGACCCAGACACAGCUGCAGCCUCAGGUUCCUGGCCAGCAACCAGCACAGCCUCAAACUCACCAGCAGAUGAGGACCAUCAACCCCCUGGGAACGAACCCAAUGAACAUUCCAGCAGGAGGAAUAACAACAGACCAGCAGCCACCAAACCUGAUUUCAGAGCCCGCUCUUCCAUCAUCCCUCGGGGCCACCAACCCACUGAUGAAUGACGGGUCCAACUCUGGAAGCAUUGGCACCCUCAGCACCAUACCUUCAGCAGCACCGCCUUCCAGCACUGGUGUCCGGAAAGGCUUCCAUGAACAUGUCACUCAGGACCUGCGUAGCCAUCUAGUGCAUAAACUUGUCCAAGCCAUCUUUCCGACCCCUGACCCAGCAGCGCUAAAGGAUCGUCGGAUGGAGAACCUGGUAGCCUAUGCAAAGAAGGUGGAAGGGGACAUGUAUGAGUCUGCUAACAGCCGGGAUGAAUAUUACCAUUUAUUGGCAGAGAAAAUCUACAAGAUACAAAAAGAACUAGAAGAGAAGCGGAGGUCACGUUUACAUAAGCAAGGCAUCUUGGGUAACCAGCCAACCCUACCAGCUCCUGGGGCUCAACCCCCUGGGAUUCCACCAGGACAGUCCGUACGACCGCCAAGUAAGGGCCUUAUGCCCCUUUCCACCCAUUACUGGUUUGUUUGUUUUCUUCUCUGUGUUUUGGGGUUGAAUCCAUUUAACCCAAUGUCCUUGGGGAACGUACAGUUGCCACAAGCAGCCAUGGGACCGAGGGCAGCCUCCCCCAUGAACCACUCCGUCCAGGUGAUCAUCCUGGGCUCAGUUCCAGGGAUGGCCAUCUCACCUUCUCGAAUGCCCCAGCCUCCAAGCAUGAUGGGUCCACACACCAACAACAUGAUGGCCCAGGCCCCCUCGCAGAGCCAGUUCCUGCCACAGAACCAGUUUCCGCCAUCUAGUGGAGCAAUGAGCGUAAACAGCGUGGGCCUGGGGCAGCCAGCCACCCAGACCGGGGUGUCACAGGGACAGGUGCCUGGGGCUACUCUUCCUAACCCUUUGAACAUACUGGGGCCACAAGCCAGCCAGCUACCGUGCCCACCGGUGACACAGUCGCCUCUACACCAGACACCCCCUCCCGCCUCCACAGCCGCUGGCAUGCCUUCUCUGCAGCACCCAACACCACCUGGGAUGACUCCUCCCCAGCCAGCAGCCCCAACGCAGCCAUCUACUCCUGUGUCGUCUUCUGGCCAAACUCCCACUCCUACUCCCGGCUCAGUGCCCAGUGCCACCCAGACUCAGAGCACCCCAACAGUGCAGGCUACAGCGCCAGCCCAGGUGACACCACAGCCUCCGACCCCCGUGCAGCCCCCAUCGGACCCCACCCCACAGUCAUCUCAGCAGCAGCCGACAUCUGUGCACGCCCAACCUCCAGGCACACCGCUUUCCCAGGCAACUGCCAGCAUCGAUAACAGGGUUCCCACUCCACCUUCGGUGGCCAGUGCAGAAACCACUUCCCAGCAGCAAGGAGUUGACGUGCCUGUGCUGGAAAUGAAGACUGAGGCCAAGGCGGAGGAACCUGAGCCUGAAUCUCGAGACUCCAAGGGGGAACCUAGGGCUGAGAUGAUGGAGGAGGAUUUGCAAGGAGCUUCUCAGGUAAAAGAGGACGCAGACACAACUGAGCAGAAGUCAGAGCCGAUGGAAGUGGAUGACAAGAAAUCUGAAAUCAAGGUAGAGGUGAAGGAGGAAGAGGAGAGCAGCACCACUGGCCCAGCCACUCAGUCGACCUCACCCUCUCAGCCCCGGAAAAAAAUCUUCAAGCCAGAGGAGCUACGCCAGGCUCUCAUGCCAACUCUGGAAGCGCUAUAUCGACAGGACCCAGAGUCUUUGCCUUUUCGGCAGCCAGUGGAUCCCCAGCUCCUAGGAAUUCCUGAUUAUUUUGACAUUGUGAAGAAUCCCAUGGACCUUUCCACCAUCAAGCGGAAGCUGGACACAGGCCAGUACCAGGAGCCCUGGCAGUAUGUGGACGAUGUCUGGCUCAUGUUUAACAAUGCUUGGCUCUACAAUCGGAAGACGUCCCGAGUCUACAAGUUUUGCAGCAAACUUGCCGAGGUCUUUGAACAGGAAAUUGAUCCUGUUAUGCAGUCACUUGGAUAUUGCUGUGGACGCAAGUAUGAGUUUUCCCCACAGACUUGGUACUGCGAUGGGAAGCAGUUGUGUACGAUUCCUCGGGACGCUGCCUACUACAGCUACCAGAACAGGUAUCAUUUCUGUGAGAAGUGUUUCACAGAGAUCCAGGGGGAGAAUGUUACCCUGGGUGACGACCCUUCACAGCCCCAGACAACCAUUUCAAAGGAUCAGUUUGAGAAGAAGAAAAACGAUACCUUAGACCCUGAACCAUUUGUGGAUUGCAAGGAGUGUGGCCGGAAGAUGCAUCAGAUCUGUGUGCUGCACUAUGACAUCAUCUGGCCCUCAGGUUUUGUAUGUGACAACUGCUUGAAGAAAAGCGGUAGAACUCGAAAAGAAAACAAAUUCAGCGCAAAGCGACUGCAGGCAACACGAUUGGGAAACCACUUAGAAGACCGUGUGAACAAGUUUCUGCGGCGACAGAACCACCCUGAAGCCGGGGAGGUUUUUGUCCGAGUGGUGGCAAGCUCAGACAAGACGGUGGAAGUGAAGCCGGGCAUGAAGUCACGGUUUGUGGAUUCUGGGGAGAUGUCCGAGUCCUUCCCAUACCGAACCAAAGCACUCUUUGCUUUUGAGGAAAUUGAUGGCGUGGAUGUCUGCUUUUUUGGAAUGCACGUCCAGGAGUAUGGCUCUGACUGCCCCCCUCCCAAUACAAGACGUGUGUAUAUAUCUUACCUGGAUAGCAUCCACUUCUUCCGGCCCCGCUGCCUACGCACAGCUGUCUACCAUGAGAUUCUCAUCGGUUAUCUAGAAUAUGUGAAAAAACUGGGGUAUGUGACAGGCCACAUCUGGGCCUGUCCCCCAAGCGAAGGAGACGACUACAUCUUCCAUUGCCACCCACCUGAUCAAAAAAUCCCAAAGCCAAAACGCCUACAGGAGUGGUACAAAAAGAUGCUGGACAAGGCGUUCGCAGAGCGGAUCAUUCAUGACUACAAGGACAUUUUCAAACAAGCCACAGAGGACAGGCUCACAAGUGCCAAGGAGCUGCCCUACUUUGAAGGUGACUUCUGGCCCAAUGUCUUGGAAGAGAGCAUCAAGGAGCUCGAACAAGAAGAAGAGGAGAGGAAGAAAGAGGAGAGCACGGCCGCCAGCGAGACCCCUGAAGGCAGCCAAGGAGACAGUAAGAACGCCAAGAAAAAGAACAACAAGAAGACCAACAAGAACAAAAGCAGCAUUAGCCGAGCCAAUAAGAAGAAGCCCAGCAUGCCCAAUGUGUCCAACGACCUGUCGCAGAAGCUCUAUGCCACCAUGGAGAAGCACAAAGAGGUCUUCUUUGUGAUCCACCUGCACGCUGGGCCUGUCAUCAACACCCUGCCCCCCAUUGUGGACCCCGACCCCCUGCUCAGCUGCGACCUCAUGGACGGACGUGACGCCUUCCUCACACUGGCCAGGGACAAGCACUGGGAGUUCUCCUCACUGCGCCGCUCCAAGUGGUCAACACUGUGCAUGCUGGUGGAGCUGCACACCCAGGGCCAGGACCGCUUCGUCUACACCUGCAACGAGUGCAAGCGCCAUGUGGAAACACGUUGGCACUGCACUGUGUGCGAGGACUAUGACUUAUGCAUCAAUUGCUACAACACCAAGAGCCACAGCCACAAGUUGGUCAAGUGAGGAUUGGGUCUGGAUGAUGAGGGCAGCAGCCAGGGCGAGCCACAGUCCAAGAGCCCCCAGGAGUCACGACGUCUGAGCAUCCAGCGCUGCAUCCAGUCCCUAGUGCACGCCUGCCAGUGCCGCAAUGCCAACUGCUCCCUGCCGUCCUGCCAGAAGAUGAAGCGGGUGGUGCAGCAUACCAAAGGCUGCAAGCGCAAGACCAAUGGUGGCUGUCCCGUCUGCAAGCAGCUCAUUGCCCUCUGCUGCUACCAUGCCAAACACUGCCAAGAGAACAAAUGCCCCGUGCCCUUCUGCCUCAACAUCAAACACAAGCUCCGCCAGCAGCAGAUCCAGCACCGCCUGCAGCAAGCCCAGCUCAUGCGCCGGCGGAUGGCCACCAUGAACACCCGUAAUGUGCCUCAGCAGAGCCUGCCUUCUCCUACCUCAGCUCCACCUGGCACCCCUACACAGCAGCCCAGCACACCGCAGACUCCACAGCCCCCCCCACAGCCCCAGCCCUCGCCUGUGAGCAUGUCUCCAGCUGGCUUCCCCAGUGUGGCCCGGACUCAGCCUCCAACUACAGUGUCUGCGGGGAAGCCCACCUCCCAGGUGCCUGCCCCCCCACCUCCUGCCCAACCUCCACCAGCAGCAGUGGAGGCAGCAAGGCAGAUUGAGCGCGAGGCCCAGCAGCAGCAGCACCUGUACCGUGUCAACAUCAACAACAGCAUGCCCCCAGGGCGCACGGGUAUGGUCACCCCUGUGAGCCAGAUGACGCCUGUGGGUCUGAAUGUACCCCGCCCCAGCCAGGUCAGCGGGCCCGUCAUGGCCAACAUGCCACCAGGCCAGUGGCAGCAGGGGCCUGUGCCCCCACAACAGCAGCUGCCUGCCAUGCCAAGGCCAGUGAUGUCCAUGCCAGCCCAGCAGGCUGUGGCUGGGCCACGGAUGCCCAGCGUGCAGCCACCCAGAAGCAUCUCUCCCAGCGCGCUACAAGACCUGCUGCGGACUCUCAAGUCCCCCAGCUCCCCUCAGCAGCAGCAGCAGGUGCUCAACAUCCUCAAGUCCAACCCGCAGCUCAUGGCCGCCUUCAUCAAGCAGCGCACGGCCAAGUAUGCGGCCAACCAGCCCAGCCUGCAACCACAGGGCGGCCUGCACUCCCAGCCCAACCUGCAGAACCUGAACGCCAUGCAAGCCAGUGUGCCACGGCCUGGCGUGCCCCCACCACAGCAGGCCACGGGAGGCCUGAACCCCCAGGGCCAGUCACUGAACAUCAUGAACCCAGGCCAUAACCCCAACAUAGCGAGCAUGAAUCCACAGUACAGAGAGAUGUUGCGGAGGCAGCUGCUACAGCAGCAGCAACAGCAGCAGCAGCAGCAACAGCAACAGCAGGGGAGUGCGGGCAUGACUGGAGGCAUGGCCGGACACAGCCAAUUCCAGCAGCCACAGGGACCUGGAGGUUAUCCCCCAGCCAUGCAGCCACAGCGGAUGCCUCAGCAUCUCCCCAUCCAGGGCAGCUCUAUGGGCCAGAUGGCAGCCCAGCUGGGGCAGCUGGGCGCCGCCUUUAACUGGCUGCCCCGAUGGACCAUGAUCCGCCCUGUGUUAGGGAUGGAGAAACUGAGGCCCAGGGUCCUCAGGCCAUCCGUCCCAGGUCCGAGUGCAGGGCCCGUUGUCCUUCACAAGGUCACGGAGGUCCCACCCUAA
Elephantulus edwardii (Cape elephant shrew) is the source of this 6939-nucleotide messenger RNA. RefSeq names its product CREB binding protein (gene CREBBP). The record is from RefSeq and is a predicted model, not a curated record. Gene Ontology annotation, cellular component: transcription regulator complex; histone acetyltransferase complex; nucleus. Gene Ontology annotation, biological process: positive regulation of transcription by RNA polymerase II. The transcript is spliced from 31 exons. Gene Ontology annotation, molecular function: chromatin DNA binding; protein binding; transcription coactivator activity. Lineage: Eukaryota; Metazoa; Chordata; Mammalia; Macroscelidea; Macroscelididae.